CUGACUUUACUUUAUUGUGCUUCUUGAACGUACCCUUCGCUUGCAUAGCUGGGAAAAUGGCGGACAAAACGCCAGGUGGGGCGCAGAAGGCCAGCUCAAAGGCUUUGUUGGAAAGUAAGUUGAAGGCCUUUAGUAUUGGUAAAAUGGCUGUGGCUAAAAGAACGCUGAGCAAAAAAGAACAAGAUGAACUCAAGAAAAAGGAGGAUGAGAAAGCAGCUGCAGAGAUCUACGAGGAAUUCCUUGCUGCCUUUGAGGGAGGUGAAGGCAGAGUUAAGACCUUUGUCCGAGGUGGCAUUGCCAAUGCCACCAAAGAGGAAACCGCAGCCGAUGAGAAGAAAGGAAAGCUUUACAAACCAAAAUCAAAAAUUCUGGAGGCAAAAAGUUUUUUACCCCUGGAAACUCCUCCACAGUUUCUUGCAAUAGACAAACGCAACGCAACAAAGAAAGGGGAUAAAGAAAAGAAAAAAAGCAACCUUGAGCUUUUCAAAGAAGAGCUGAAACAGAUUCAGGAGGAGCGUGAUGAACGUCACAGGAUGAAGGGACGAGUCAGUAGAUUUGAACCUCUUUCCAAUAUGGAAGGAAGACGAUCUUCGGAUGGUUCUUCACGAAGAAACCGUCCGUCCAGUGUUUUGGAUGACUCCGCUCCAGGCUCACAUGAUGUUGGUGACCCAUCAACCACAAACCUUUACUUGGGAAAUAUAAAUCCUCAGAUGAACGAGGAGAUGCUUUGUCAGGAGUUUGGCCGUUAUGGUCCUCUGGCCAGCGUGAAGAUCAUGUGGCCCAGGACUGAUGAGGAGAGAGCCAGAGAGAGGAACUGUGGCUUUGUCGCCUUCAUGACAAGGAGAGAUGCAGAGCGAGCACUCAAACACUUAAAUGGGAAAGUAAUCAUGAACUUUGAAAUGAAACUGGGAUGGGGCAAAGGCGUGCCAAUUCCACCUCACCCCAUAUACAUUCCUCCUUCCAUGAUGGAGCACACACUCCCGCCUCCGCCCUCCGGCCUGCCCUUCAACGCUCAGCCCAAAGACAGGCUGAAGAACCCCAACGCUCCCAUGCCCCCUCCUCCAAAGAGCAAAGAGGAGUUUGAGAAGACUCUGUCGCAAGCCAUAGUCAAAGUGGUUAUCCCAACAGAAAGGAAUUUACUCUCUCUCAUCCACCGAAUGAUCGAGUUUGUGGUGCGUGAGGGACCCAUGUUUGAAGCCAUGAUCAUGAACAGAGAAAUCAACAAUCCCCUAUACAGGUUUUUAUUUGAAAAUCAAAGCCCAGCUCAUGUGUAUUACCGAUGGAAACUAUAUUCCAUACUGCAGGGAGAUUCUCCAACCAAAUGGAGAACUGAAGACUUCAGGUUAUUUAAGAAUGGAUCUCUAUGGCGACCCCCUCCACUGAACCCUUAUCUGCAUGGCACUCCCGACGAUGAGGAGGGUGACGAUGAUGACGAAGAGGAAACCAGCAAGAAAGGAUCGCUUAAAGACGACGAGAGAGACAAACUGGAGGAGAUGCUCCGUGGUCUUACGCCGAAGAGGAGUGACAUUGCCGAAGCCAUGCUCUUCUGCCUUACCCACGCUGACGCAGCCGAGGAGGUCGUGGACUGCGUCACUGAGUCACUGUCUAUCCUCAAAACCCCCCUCCCAAAAAAGAUUGCAAGGUUGUAUUUGGUGUCAGAUGUGUUGUAUAACUCCUCGGCAAAAGUGGCUAAUGCGUCCUACUAUAGAAAAUUCUUCGAAACGAAACUCUGCCAGAUAUUCUCAGACCUCAACGCCACCUUCAAGACGAUACAGGGUCAUUUACAGUCGGAGCAUUUUAAGCAAAGAGUGAUGUCUUGUUUCCGGGCAUGGGAGGAGUGGGCGGUAUAUCCCGAUCCUUUCCUCAUCAAGCUCCAAAACAUCUUCCUGGGUCUAGUCAGUCUGGACUCAGACAAGGAGGUGGAGGUGCCUGAGCAAGUUGAGCAGGUGGAAGACAUAGAUGGUGCCCCAAUUGUGGAAGAGGAGUUAGACGGUGCUCCUUUGGAAGAUGUUGAUGGCACUCCACUAGAUGGCGCUCCACUAGACGGUGCUCCAAUGGAUGACCUGGAUGGAGUCCCUAUAAAGGGAUCUGAAGAGGAGCUGGAUGGCAUUCCCUUGGAUGGGCCAAAACCAGGCUUUAAGAUGGCUCCGUCAAAAUGGGAGGAAGUGGAUGGAUCAGCUCUUGAAGCUCAAGCUGUAACGACAUCGAAAUGGGAAAUCUUUGAUGCACCAGAAGAUUCAGAAAAAAGUAACGAGAGGAAAACUCAUGAAACUGAUGUGAAAGAGACUCCUUUGAAGAGUUCUUAUUCAGCAGAACAGCAGUCUUACUCCCAGCCUAUCAAAGAAGAAUACCAUGACUUGAAAUUGGCCAAGCUCUCAGAGAUGAGUGAAGAGAAGCGUGCUAAACUCAGAGAAAUCGAGCUCAAAGUAAUGAAGUUUCAAGAUGAGCUUGAGUCUGGGAAACGGCCCAAAAGAUCUGGACAGAGUAUUCAAGAACAAGUGGAGCUCUACAGGGAUAAGUUAUUGCAGAGGGAAAAGGAAAAAGAGGUCGAGAAAGAUAAGGACAAGGAAAAGGAGAAAAAAGACAAAGACAAGUCUGACGUGACUCACAAAGAGAAGGAAAAAGAAGAUUCCUCAUCGAAUAGAAAAGAAAAGAAACGCAGACAUAGCCCCUCCCCCAGUCCCACCCGCAGUAGCAGCAGCCGCCGGGGCAGAUCACCAUCACCCCGCUCGGAACGCUCAGACAGGUCGUACAACAAGGACAGCUCGCGCUCCUCCUACAAAGACUCGCCACGAGACAGUAGUAGGAAAUCCUCAAAAAGGUCCCCCUCUCCACCUGUCACGCCCAAACGGUCACGCAGGUCUAGAUCAAGAACACCCAAGAAAUCAUCCAAAAAAUCAAGAUCCCGCUCCCGAUCGCCACAUCGUUCUCACAAGAAAUCCAAAAAGAGCAAGCACUGAAAAACAACUGCUGCAACAGCUUACAUCUCUUUUCUGUGCCUGAAUUUGGUCCUGUAAAUCCACAAGGGAAGCAUUUCCUGUUUUGCCACAGUCUCCCAAAGUCACUCAUAUUUGCACGCAUACAGUGUCCACCAGGGUCUUCGCUGGGGUCUUUUAUAUUGUUAAAUAAGGGGCUUCCUCUGACGUCUUAACUUCCCCAUCGCAAAAUAAGAGGUGACGUCUUAGAACUAUGGUAUUUUUGGUCAUGGUUUUUAGAUUCCUUGAAAUUGACCUAAAUUAAAAUAGUGUGUAUGUUUCAGUUGUAUAGCUGUUUGAUUUUCAAUAAAGACACAAUUUAUGUGAUUUUAUUCUGA
This is a messenger RNA of Electrophorus electricus (electric eel), 3313 nucleotides long. It is a transcript of the gene u2surp, whose product is annotated as U2 snRNP-associated SURP domain containing. Gene Ontology annotation, biological process: RNA processing. Gene Ontology annotation, cellular component: nucleus. Gene Ontology annotation, molecular function: RNA binding. The record is from RefSeq and is a predicted model, not a curated record. Lineage: Eukaryota; Metazoa; Chordata; Actinopteri; Gymnotiformes; Gymnotidae.